GCAGAGACGAAUGAAUGAACACCAAUCAGCCAUCACUAGCCAAGCCUCUCUUAGCGCGUUUUCUCAUAGGUAUUUACACGAAAAACGACGCAUCUGAAUUCCAGCCAAUCGCAAGUCCAGGUUCGUAAAAAAAGCGGAGCCAAUUCGAGGCGUGGAACGCAGCGUGUGUCGGAAGCGGGCCUGCUGAACAUUGCGGGGAUUACCUGCUGACGGCCUUCAACUUCCUCUUCACCAAGAUGGCGGGCGACGAGCCGGGAGUGACUCUGGGACAGCCCCAUUUAUCCAGACAGGACUUGGCCACCUUGAAUGUUUCUAAACUGACACCGCUCUCGCCAGAAAUCAUCAGCCGGCAAGCCACAAUUAAUAUAGGCACCAUAGGUCAUGUAGCCCAUGGGAAAUCAACUGUAGUCAAAGCAAUAUCUGGGGUUCACACUGUCCGGUUUAAAAAUGAGCUGGAGAGAAAUAUUACCAUCAAGCUGGGAUAUGCCAAUGCCAAGAUUUACCAACUUGAUGAUCCUAGCUGUUCUCGACCUGAAUGCUAUCGAUCGUGUGGGAGCAGCACUCCAGAUGAGUUUCCAACCGAUAUACCCAACACCAAGGGCAACUUUAAAUUGGUCAGACAUGUUUCAUUUGUCGAUUGCCCAGGCCAUGAUAUUUUGAUGGCUACUAUGUUAAACGGUGCAGCUGUCAUGGAUGCAGCUUUGUUGUUAAUAGCUGGCAAUGAGUCCUGUCCACAGCCUCAGACAUCAGAACAUCUGGCUGCUAUAGAAAUCAUGAAAUUAAAACACAUUCUAAUUUUACAAAACAAGAUUGAUUUGGUAAAAGAAAGUCAAGCAAAAGAACAAUAUGAGCAGAUACUUGCGUUUGUACAAGGCACAGUGGCAGAAGGAGCACCUAUCAUUCCAAUCUCUGCUCAGCUAAAGUACAAUAUUGAAGUAGUUUGCGAAUACAUAGUAAAGAAAAUCCCUGUGCCUCCACGAGACUUCAUUUCUGAGCCGAGGCUCAUUGUCAUUAGAUCUUUUGAUGUCAACAAACCAGGAUGUGAAGUUGAUGACCUUAAAGGUGGUGUGGCUGGUGGCAGUAUUCUUAAAGGGGUAUUAAAGGUGGGUCAGGAAAUCGAAGUUCGGCCUGGUAUUGUCUCAAAAGACAGUGAAGGAAAACUCAUGUGCAAGCCAAUUUUUUCCAAAAUUGUGUCUUUGUUUGCAGAACACAAUGAUCUACAAUAUGCUGCUCCUGGGGGCCUUAUAGGUGUUGGUACCAAGAUUGAUCCAACUUUGUGCCGUGCUGAUCGUAUGGUGGGUCAGGUUUUAGGAGCAGUUGGUGCUCUUCCUGAAAUUUUCACAGAGCUGGAAAUCUCCUACUUCCUUUUGCGGCGACUUCUUGGUGUGCGCAUUGAGGGGGAUAAGAAGGCUGCAAAGGUACAAAAGCUAUCUAAGAAUGAGGUUCUGAUGGUCAACAUUGGUUCUUUGUCCACUGGUGGUCGUGUUAAUGCAGUCAAAGCUGACUUGGCAAAAAUUGUUCUGACAAAUCCAGUGUGCACAGAAGUAGGAGAGAAAAUUGCCCUUAGCCGAAGAGUGGAAAAACACUGGCGUUUGAUUGGAUGGGGCCAGAUUAGACGAGGUGUGACAAUCAAGCCAACAAUAGAUGAUGACUAGACGUCAGCAGACACCAGCAUUGUCAAACGUUUUUAGAAGAAACAUGCCCUAUACGUAUUCAGGAAUUGGAUUAACGAAAUCACUGCAGCAAGACAUUUACAUUCAUGGUCCCAUUUUCUAAUUUAUAAUCGAGUUGUUCUCAGCCUGAGAAUUGCUCUUCGCUUUCUACAAAUGCCUUUUGGCAUGUAACUCCUCAAUUAGUAUGUUUUUGUUAAAGAGUAACCUUCUCCCUGAAGUGCCCAUCGACUUCAGGACCUCACCCAUAAAUAAAUGUCAUUAAAAUAAACUUUAAAAGACCAAA
Molecule: messenger RNA, 1956 nt
Organism: Xenopus laevis (African clawed frog)
Lineage: Eukaryota; Metazoa; Chordata; Amphibia; Anura; Pipidae
Gene: eif2s3.L
Product: eukaryotic translation initiation factor 2 subunit gamma L homeolog
Exons: 12
Coding region: 237-1655 (472 amino acids)
Biological process (GO): formation of translation preinitiation complex
Cellular component (GO): cytosol; eukaryotic translation initiation factor 2 complex
Molecular function (GO): tRNA binding; GTP binding; translation initiation factor activity
Source: RefSeq, a predicted model, not a curated record